AUGGCUACAGUUUUCUAUGUCUUUUGUCAGGAAGAUCCACUCUGGAUGGGACAAUGUUUACACUUACAUGGUGGAGACUUUUCCUUUCAUUAUAAUUGGAAACUCACGACCUUUUAUCCAAAGGAUCCACGUCCAGUCGAGCUACUGAAGAAUGGUUUUCGUCCUCUAGCUGUCAGAAACUUUCACUCGGACUUUUUGUAUCGACGAUGGUGUCGUUGUCAUAUGAAGUUAGAAGAUGCUUUUGUAGUACCAAGUGAAGAGGUGGAUCCGACUAUUCGUCGUCUACAGAAGAUUCAUAUACAAGAUCUGACAUUUCAAGACUUUUACGAACAAUAUUCGAAAGUGCCUUUUGUUAUUUGCAAUGCGAUCGGGAACUGGAAAGCGUCUACGGAGUGGACGAGUGAGAAGUUGGUUGCCAGGUUUCCAACCAAUGUAAAGCAUCGCAUUACGCACAAUUUAGACAUCGUGUCUAGCACCUCGACGAUGGAAAUGAGUUUUGCCGACUACUUCCAGUACGCCAAUAAUCAGCACGAUGAGACGCCGCUAUAUAUCUUUGAUGCACAAUUUGGCGAGAAGAUGCCUAGUAUGCUCGAGGAUUACAGAGUUGAUGACUUGAAGGUGUUUAAGGAAGAUUUUCUAAGCGUCCUUACUGAUCCAGAGGAGGAUAAAAAUAGUAAAAUGAGACCUACCAAGGGGGUGAAAUUAGAAUCUGGAGGUAAAAAGGUGCGUAAAGAUAAGAAAACAAAGCGUGUCUCAGGUUCUAUGAGGCCCGAUUUCCGCUGGAUUGUCGUUGGACCUCAGCGCACUGGCGCGCCAUGGCAUCAGGAUCCUGCAAGAACAUCUGCUUGGAAUGCACUUGUUAAGGGGCGAAAGCGAUGGGCAAUCUAUCCUCCAAAUUCGCUCCCACCAGGUGUAAACGUUGGCAAGAAUGGCGAGUACCUUGAUAAUGGCUUGAACAUGCCGUCACUGAUGUGGUAUUUGCACGUGUACCCCACUCUCACGCCUGAUCAGAAACCGCUUGAAAUCAUUCAAGAAGAGGGUGAGACAAUAUACGUUCCCAAUGGCUGGUGGCACCUUGUAUUAAACUUAGAUCUCACGAUUGCAGUCACACAUAAUUUUGUGGACUCGCAUAAUGCAGUCAUGUUCAUGAAAGAUUUGCUCAAUGAUGGACAAGUUGAAGCACUAACAGUGUUUCAGCAUAAACUGCGAGCUACACGGCCGGAGACCUUUGAUAUUUUUCGUCUAGUUCAGAUUCCUCGUGUGAAUGGGUAUUUGAGUGAAGACAUGUUCCAGCAAUCGUUUCGUAUCUUAGAGUAUUGGAAGCCUCAGGUGAAAAGAAUUUUUAAGCGUCAUAAAGUGCUAGCUCUGCCAGAAACUACUGAAGUAGUUAAGAAAGUUGUGGAAAAAGUGAGAUACCCAAAGAUAAAGAGUCUUACCUCGCGCGUGAACCCGACAUUUGGGGUGGGAAAGCAUCUGCUAGUAAAGUUCUUUAGCCAGUAUAACGGAAAAUGGGGUGAGUUCGACUUUGAGUCGUACAUGACACCAAAUUACGGCUCAACCGACAACGUGUUUGAAUUUCCGUCAAAGCGUCAUAAGCUCAACGUUUUGAAGCCGUAUGAAUUGAAAAAUGCGAUGUCCUUACGAUACGCAAUGGAGGAUUGCUUUCGCAUUGAAAAGGCUGUCUACCGAAUGAUGGAAACAGCAGUGGGCUCAAAGCGCUCUCAUCAGUCGCUCCGAGGAAUGGUUCCUCACUUGCAUUGUUUUGGGCACCUUCUCUAUACGGAUGAGGUGGAUGAUGACGAAGAAGAAGGGCAAAUGUGGCGAUGGCCGUACGUUGUCAUUGAGUACAAGAGUAGCGUUAUUGGCCUCGACUUGAUCACGAAGAAGGGUGGUGCUACUGCUCCUAGUUGGAAUCGAGUGGCCACGUGGAUCAGUCGGGAGUUCUUGCCCAAGCUGCACUCGGUUCCUAUCGACCCAUCAUUUCAAGGGGUUUACGGUCACAGCAAAGCUGAAUGGGAUUGGUACAUUCAUUACAUGCUUCGCCAAAGGAAGCGUGCCGUGUCAUUCCACCUGGUCGAAAGUGACCUUCCUGCGCAUCUGAUGAAGCUGCUCGAGCACUUUCUCCCUGAUGCAAACAGUGAUGCUAUCGUCUCGCAGCUGCUUCCAGUGAAACCUAUGGAGAUAAAGCCUGUGUUGCUUCACGGCGACUUGACAGACGAAAACAUUCUCGGAUCCGAAAUUGAUGACCACACAAACAACAAUGCGGUAAUGCCGAAUGAACACCGAAACUGUGGCCUGUCGUCAUUCCUAAAGUCCAUCGGGUGCGAGAAGUAUAUUUCGCUGCUUGUCGAGCAGGAGGGACUGACUUUUGAGUCGCUGAGGCUACUUGAUGAGGCUCAUCUGAAAGAUUUAGGUAUUCCUUUGGGACCUCGUCUUGCAAUUUUAAAUAAGAAGCACUCCACUACUCCUGCUCGUAUUGUGGAAAGUGAAGAUGAUGGAAGCGCCUGUCGCUUUGAUGCCGAGGAAGAUUGGGAGACCAGUAGCAGCGAUAGCAGUGCAAGCGAUAAUGAGAGUGAGUACACAACACCGGUAGGGCUGGCCGCCAUCGAAGCGAAGCGAAAGGAGAAAUUUGUUGGGCCACAUGAGUGGAUUCCGACGUCCGUGAUUGACUUUGCAGACGCCAAAACGGGCGAUCCAUUGUACGAGCUCGUUGCCGUCUUCUUUUCUGCUUUACACUGUGAUCGCGAGCUGUGGAAGACGACACUGGCAUCGGAAUACUGGCAACAGUACAUUCAUCGCGAGAAGACAACUUGUGCACCACCACGGCGUUGUCUUCGAGAGCGCUUCCUUCAGUUGGUACUGUUGCAUCCGAGUCGUUCUGCCAAGGCUCUCUUUCACUACUUCCCUCAGGCAGCAAACUUUGCAAGCUGGGAGGACCUCGCAUGUGAACUUUUUAACGACUUGUUUGAAGCGAAGUGCACGGUUAUCGAACGUGGCGAUGACAAAGAGACUUGA
Peronospora belbahrii is the source of this 3015-nucleotide messenger RNA. NCBI's taxonomy places the organism in Eukaryota, Oomycota, Peronosporomycetes, Peronosporales, Peronosporaceae. The record is from the annotation of a GenBank genome assembly.